UUGCCUGGAUACGCACGUUGUGUUAACAGGCCAGUUCGAGAGGUUGCAGGUGUCGCAUAACUGCCUUAUUAGCUUUCCGCUGAUUAAUUACACAGCUUCGAGCAUGGCCUCGCUGAGCAGGAAACCAGGCCGUGGGUACAGCAUGACAGACUGGGAGACCAAUAACAAGCUGCUCUCAGACGCCGCAGAGCACCACCGCAGCCAAUCAGAGAGGGCGCGGCAGGAGGGGCAGGCUCUGACCGCUGAGACAACCUGCAAGGCCGUGUGUGGGGAGCGGGACUUCAGGGGGCGUCUAGAGACCCGGCUCCAGGAGAUCUCCCAGCAGAGACACGCCCUGCUGCGCUGCUCCCACCACCUGGACACAGAGAUCCACGCUCUCACUCAGGCGAGGCAGGAGUUAGAAGAAGUGCUGAUGGGGCUGGGCGCACGUGUGGAGGUGGUGGAGGAGUGCUGGGCGCUGGGGGAGGGGCGGAGAGGAGGAGAGCUGAUCUCCGACCGCGUGGAGGCGGAGCUGAGGAGGGAGGCGGAGCUUAUCGACCUCACACAGCAACAACUGCAGGAACUCAGCAGCCAGGCCUUCCUGGUGCUCUGCCGCCUCCAGGAGACUCGCCAGCUGCUGACCUUUGACCUUAACAACAAGGUGGAGGCCCUGGAUGUGGAACUGGCCUGCCUGUCUGUCACAGACCAGACCACAGGCCUCUCCCUCAAGCCCCGCCCCACCCACAUGCCUGCAGGUUCCUCCUCCCACCAGGAGUGGUCACUGUUUAGCCAGCGCAACAUGAGCCAGGCCCAGGAAGAGAUGCAGGCAUCUCUGAGGCUGAGAGAGAGCAUGACCUCUGCCAGGGCACAGAGCCAGGCAGACCUUGAAGCCCAGAGCAGCAGAUCAGGGUUCAGCCUGCGCAGGAACACCCACCUGCUCCACCAGGCCUUCAACCACCUCCGCUGGAAACACUGCACGACCAAAGAGGAGAUCUCAGAGCUGGAGAGGGCGAUCCACGGUGUGGAGCAGGAGCUGGUGGCCAGAGAUGCCCACCUGAAGCUGGUCCACACCAGGCUGGACAGCAGGACCUACCGGCCUGGCACAGAGCUCUGCAUGGACCAGGUGCAGUCCAGCCUGGUGGAUGAGGCCCAGCAGCUGGAAGUCUCUACUGCAGCUCUGAAGCAACACCGGGCCCAGUGUCAACACACCCUGAAGACCCUGGAGGAACAUCUUGCACGUCUUGAGUUCAACCUGGACCUGAAGCACGAGGCACUGGAACUGACCCUGCGUAGCAACCAGACGCGGCAACGCCUGGAGCCCCACCCCUCCCCACCGCGCCCUGACACCCCCCCGCCUCACACCUGGGAUUCUGCUGGAAGGCUGCUCUCUCAUAAACCCUGCUUUUAAAUUAACUUGAAUAACACAACCUGGUGCCUUU
Messenger RNA from Osmerus eperlanus (European smelt), 1418 nucleotides. RefSeq names its product tektin-2-like. The transcript is spliced from 10 exons. The record is from RefSeq and is a predicted model, not a curated record. Lineage: Eukaryota; Metazoa; Chordata; Actinopteri; Osmeriformes; Osmeridae. Gene Ontology annotation, cellular component: microtubule cytoskeleton; nucleus. Gene Ontology annotation, biological process: cilium assembly; cilium movement involved in cell motility. Bases 104 to 1387 code for a protein of 427 amino acids.